AUGGGGUUCCUACUUCUUUAUCCGAUUAUAUGUUGGCUGCUAAUAGGGAGUGUCGCCUCCAUCUACGACGAUAACUUUACGUUCUCGUUUAAGGAGGUGAAUAGGGUAAACACAAUCAAAAGUGACGUCCUCAAAUUUGAAAUAGAGUUAGUUUUAUCCUUCAACACAAAAAAGGCUGCAAAAGAAUUUUUCCUAACGGCGUUGAUCCCUGCCAAAAACCUGCGCGUGUUGGCCUUCCAAAGAGAAGACGACAAGGCUGUGCAGGAAAAUGUGCAAAUUCGCCUGAACAAGGAGGCUGCGGCAGAGAAAGACCCAUGUGAUUAUCUAAUCACGUCCAAGAUGUACCUUCUGAAGCUCUCCACGGAGGAGCUUAAAAAAUUCAAAAUUUAUCGCUACCCAUUUGAGAACAAAGAGAAGCCACCACCCAUCCCCCCCACAUACGAAUACUCAGAGCACUCGCUAAAAAACUUCUUCCCCAGCGAAGGAACCAUCUACCCCUCAAACUACUUUUUAAAAAUCUCUGUAGAGGUUGCCAAGGGUGGGUUCAGCUCGGAUGGUAUUUGGAUUUUUGCCCUAGCCGAAAAGAACAACUCUAACACGGGGAAUCAGGAGUGUACAAUUUACUCGAAUGAGUUGGCGGAGGUGUUUCUCCCGAUGGUUACCCACAACGACCUCUUCCUCCUGUACUGUAACAGCGCCACCAACGCGGAGCUGCUCAACUUAGUUCCCGACUUGAGAAGAAGUUUCGACGUUAAAAUAUUUUCCACCAAAACGUUUUAUGGGGCCGAGGGGGUGAAGUACACGGUUCAAAUGAGCUUAGGCCAAAUUGCGCCUGCGUUGAAGCUGGACCAAGUGGUGAUCCACCUGAAGAUGCCCGCAGACCUCUGCUACGCCAACUCCUGCUUCAGUGCAAACAAGGAGGACCCAUGCCGCAACGUAAAGGCCGACCCCUUCGAGCAGUGCACGUACACCUUCCGGAACUACGAGUUUGUCUUGAAGUCCAGCGCGAGCGAGGAUGUGAAGGACCAAGUCGAAGUUCUGCUAGAAAAUAUCAACCACCCCCUCAUCAACCUGGAAAGCGACAAAAACUGGACCAUAAACCUCCUCACCGUAGAUAACUCCAAUUUCGUCAUCAGACAGGAACAUAAAGAAAUCCUGGAGAAGGCCUCCAACGAUCUGUGCUCUAAGAAGUUCAUCAGCAAUUUUGUGAACGUUCAUGCGGACAACAUCAUGUGGAUGAAGUCCCACCUAGCGGUGGUGCCCACGCCUAAGUUGACGCCUCUCAUAGUGGAGCCAACCAACCAGCACGGCCUGAUGGAGAAUCCCCUCCUAGUUGAACUGAAGCUGCGCUUUCCGGAGACACACCUCUUCAACAACUGCACGGUGGAGCUCAAGACCAUUCACAGUUUCGCGUCAGUAACAAGCAGGAGCGAACAUCGACUGGACCACCACAACUUGAAGCUGAUGUUACCCAAUUCGGCCUUCAAGCCAGUCCAAGAUGAUCAGCACCGAUUGCAUGUCCAAAUGAAAUCCAUCAAAAACAAUGACUUAGUAAAGUUCGCCCUCAACGUUACAAAGUACAACAGUAGGGACUACUGGAAGAUCACGAUUAGCUGCCUAAAUAGUGAGAACGAAUACAUAAGGGAAGCACAGGCCCUGUUUACAUACCCGAUAGAAAAUAAAAAGAUGUUCCUAGGAGACCUUUACUUUGCAGAGAAGCUCGCCAACAACACUUACCUCUUCUACCUGAAUGUAUUCCUGUUCGAUGAGAAGGAAGUAGAAAUUAAAUUGUCCCUCCAGGAUGGCUCCACCCCUUUGGUGGCAUCUCCCCAUAUUGUAAUGGACACAAAGGAGAAAGCGCACCUAACUGACACGUGUGACGCGUAUGUCCACACUUCCUGCUACGAUUUAGUGUACCACGAAUGCUCGAAAGAGCACCAAACUAUAUUGUACAAAAUUAACUCAUACAGAUCGACGAACAAGCACUUCACUGUGUUAUUCCCACUUGUUAUUCCAGAAGGAGAGAAACAAUUCACCUUACAAAUGAGUGUGGAAACGAAGAAGCAUGCGAAACGUGUACAGAGAGAUCUACACGUAGACAUGGACCAUAUAGUAACUCAUAACGCCAAAACCCCUUGCGUAAAUAACCUUAUCAUAGCAUUGCGAAAAUAUCAAUUGUAUGAGUCCCAUUUAUUUCUUCUCUUCAGAGCAGUGAAUUGCUACCGAGUGUAUGAACCCUUCCUGAUUAAUCAUCAUAACAGUGAAGGCUUCCAUGCAAAGACCGAUUCAUCACAGUAUGGAGACAAAUUCACCUUCCAGAAAACGUACAGACAGACAUUUCCUGUGAACUAUGAAUCAGUAUCGCAGUUCAUUUUCGAUCAUCACCUAAUUAGUGUUAUCACCAUUAUCCUAAUUGAUGAUGCGUUUUUUUUAAAUUCACGCAUGCGAAGUGGAGAAAAAGAAAUUGUUGAAUUUUUUAAAAAAAAAAUCCUCCCCCUUCCAUACAAUAAAUAUUACCUCGUUAAUUACACCAACCAAAAUGUACUCAUCAGUAUGUACACAUAUGUCGAUGCUGAUAAGGUCAAAAUUGAUAUUGUCCAGAAAUCUUCCGACGUUCAACACGUCGUGGCAGCUUUGAAUAAAGUCAUCUCCUUUGCUGAAUAUAUAAAGGCGAAGGAGAGACACUACAUGCACAGCGAGUACAGCAUUUUAUUGUUAACCGACACGGAAGGAAUGGACACCGUGAGAGCGGCUACAAGUCCAUAUGUCAAAAACGAAAAUGAUGUCGAGAAAAUUUUUUCGAGGAUUUACGUCCUAUCCUUUGAAAAGGGGCAGGACUUUUCAAACAAUCGUAUGUAUAAUGAGUCCAUUCAGAAUGUGGAAAAUAUGUACACAUACAAUAAAAAAAAAACGGACCAAAUUUUCUUCACUUCAUUUCACAAUUACACGGUUGAUGAGGAACUCAUGGUGCACUAUGCCAAGGCCGCGCUCCAAGAUUAUCUCCUCCUGCACACACAGAUUUAUAAAACGGCGUGGUACUUAAUAGGCAUAUGCAGAUACAACGUCGUGAAGAACAGCCCUACCUCUCGAAAACUGCACUUGUUCUACGUGAACAAGAACGUUAAAACUGUCACGUAUUCCAUUUCGGCUGACGAGGCCAAGGGUGUGCUCGACAACUCCUCCGCCGAUUCCUACCAGGACAUGUGCAACAUUUUCACACAGCUGCAGUUGCUGGGGCAUAGGUAG
Plasmodium coatneyi is the source of this 3246-nucleotide messenger RNA. RefSeq lists its product as uncharacterized. The record is from RefSeq and is a predicted model, not a curated record. Lineage: Eukaryota; Apicomplexa; Aconoidasida; Haemosporida; Plasmodiidae. Bases 1 to 3246 code for a protein of 1081 amino acids. The transcript has 10 exons.